Molecule: messenger RNA, 1789 nt
Organism: Ectocarpus sp. CCAP 1310/34
Lineage: Eukaryota; Phaeophyceae; Ectocarpales; Ectocarpaceae
Source: the annotation of a GenBank genome assembly
CCCUCCGUCGCUCCAAAGUUCCUAAACACCGGUCACCAGCACCUCUCAUCAAGUCGAAGCAGCAGCCAUGGCCUCCACCAAGCCCACGUACAAUGUGAUGGUAUUUGAUGCCAUCAAGACCCUCAAGGAGCGUAACGGAUCCUCCAUCCAGGCCAUCAAGAAGAGCAUCACCGCCACCUACCCUACCCUUAACUUCACACCGCACCAGAUGCGCAGCGCCCUCAAGAAGGGAGUUGAGUCCGGCAAGUUCAUCAAGAUGAAGGCCUCUUACAAGCUGAGCGCCGAGGCGAAGAAGCCCGCCCCCAAGAAGGUCGUGAAAAAGAAGGUGGUGAAGAAGGUCGUCAAGAAGGUGCUGAAGAAGAAGGUGCCGAAGAAGAAGGUGGCCAAGAAGCCCGCUGUGAAGAAGACCACGACGAAGAAGCCCGCCGCCAAGAAGGCCACCACCACCAAGAAGACCGUCACCAAGAAGAAGCCUACCACCGCCAAGAAGCCCGCGGCAAAGAAGACCACCGCCAAGAAGAAGCCCUCCACCCCCAAGAAGAAGCCCUCCACCCCCAAGAAGAAGGCUGCCGCUCCUAAGAAGGCCUAAGCUCGACCAUCUCCAAUGCUGGCGAGGUUCACAACAUCUCUCACCGGCACCUUCUCAUGUUGGGUUCGACCCUCUCAGCAAAAAACAAACUGGUGUUUACUGAACACCACCCAUCCGACCAAAGAAUGAAAAAGCAACCGCAAAGUGAGCGCUCGCGAUAGCGAUGGGUUCCAGAAGUUGCCCAUGGAGCAGAUAUGGCGGCAACGUAUCGCGCUCUUCUCAUGGAAUUGCGUUUCAUGAAGGUUCACCAGUGUCGUUGCUGUAUACCUUUUUUUGUGUAGAUGAUCGUGGUGGACAGAAAUCUUGUCGUUAUGCUGAAGCGAAAUAAUUUAAUGGCUGUCUUGCAAGGUUCAGUGUGUGUGGUAUUUGUUGGUGGUGCCUUGUGCAGAUCUUGGAUGUUGGUGCGAUUAUUGUUGAUAAUUUUGUAGCCGUUGUCGCCACCGGACCGUUCGUUGCUGUUGCAUACAGAGACUUGUACCUGAAUUCGUCCCUCCAAUGCGGGACACUCCCAAGGACAUGGCGACGUAGGCGCCAUGGUUGUAGUAGCACGUGCUUAGAUGAUGUGCUGUGGUUGCUGUCCUCGCCACGUUGACGUUCGAGAAACCCUUCGGGACAAAUAUCGUAUCGUAAUGCCUGGCAUAAGCCUCAAACCUGCCCGGCAGGAAAGACGUUGAAAUGUGAAUUUUGUGUCUUUGCCCUCCUUUUUAGCACUUGCCUUCUGGGGUGUAAACGUUUUCUGAAUAAGAAUGCGUUUACCCUCGGUGACGCACUGACGCAGGUUGGUUGUGCAAGGUCUUUCCAGAUAUUUGAGCUUUGUGUACAUUAAACUUGAGAAUAUACAGUUCCCGUGAAGAUUUUGGACACAACUAUUGCCACCAUCCCACUUGCACGUAAGCACGUGAAUCAAAGUAAAUUCUAGGAAGUACGGAACUGCGCCGAGAACAAACAUGUUUAUAAUUUUUCCUUUUCAUGCAUGAGUCGCGUGUGUUGCCAUGAUCAGUUUUAUUAGUGUUUCGUGGGUAGUAUGUCUGGUAGAUGGCAAACUAGUACUUUUGUAGUAAUCAAAACGUACAACGAGUGUUGUCCUGUUGGCACGAGUGCAUGUAUCUGCGGCACACAGUGGAAUGUAGAGGUGGGAGGGGAAGGAGACAGGGACUACUCGUGUAUGUUUACAAACAUCAGGCGAUCCGAUAUCUUUCU